Penicillium brasilianum is the source of this 1335-nucleotide messenger RNA. The record is from the annotation of a GenBank genome assembly. NCBI's taxonomy places the organism in Eukaryota, Fungi, Ascomycota, Eurotiomycetes, Eurotiales, Aspergillaceae.
AUGACUACCACAUCUAGUCAGCUCCAGCAGUCUCCGGCUACCCCGAUUUACAUUCUUCGGGGACAUGCGGCCCCAAUCCAUGCCUUACACGUCUUCGCAGCGAACCUGCGACUGGUGUCCGGAGAUGCUGAUGGCUGGGUAGUCAUCUGGGAUCUGGUUACCAAACGACCUGUCACGGUGUGGAAAGCCCACGCCGGAGCCGUGCUGGAGGUGAAAGGCUUCAGUCUGAGUAAUGGUGUGAUAGAGAUUUAUACACAUGGCCGCGACCACAAACUUUGUGUCUGGAAAAUUCGAACAGAAGACGAGACAUUUCUUAAUAAGACUCUCCCCGUUGACCUUGCGCAGUCAACUGCCUCUGAGAAAGGGACGCAGCCAUGGCUACUCCAUUCUCUGUCGGUGAAUGCGCUCAACUUUUGCGCCUUCUCAAUGACAUUCAUCGAAACGACUGAGGCCAAGUUUACAGAAAGCUCUAAAGAAUCAACGAGCGCCAUUCGUCAGAAUGUUCUUUUCGCCGUGCCAAACGCGCUCGACUCUGGAGGAAUCGACGUUUUUCACCUCCCAUCCGAGCGCCGCUUGACUACGGUCAAAUCAGACCCCUCGGUCAAAACUGGAAUGCUGAUGGCAGUCAGCAUUUUCAUUUCUCCGUCUGGAGAUAUCUUCGUUGCAUCCGCCUUUGAAGAUGGGCACGUCAUGGUGUUCACGCAUAAGGGCCCUCUCAACCCAGCCAGCUUCGAGCUCAGCAAUAUCAACUCAAAUCCAUGGAAAUGGAAUAAACUCUACGCCAGUCGCCCUCAUAGCCAACCAGUUCUAUCACUUGACGUGUCUCCAUCGCAUGAUUAUUUCAUCUCCUCUUCCGCAGAUGCAUUGCUCAUCAAACAUCCGAUCCCUAGCACCGGCUCCGUGGGAUUUUUUCCCACUGGGAAGUAUACCGAAGACAAAGCUUUAAAAACUGUGAAUACGAAACAUUCGGGUCAGCAGGGACUCCGAAUUCGGAGUGAUGGUAAAAUCUUUGCCACUGCUGGCUGGGACAGCAGGGUGAGGGUUUUCUCUGGCAAGACGAUGAAGGAGCUAGCAGUGCUUAAAUGGCAUAAGGAAGGAUGCUACGCCGUUGCUUUCGGGGAGGUAGACCCUCCAGACUCUCAGUCCACAUCUCAAACCGUUAAGGCCGAACGCUCAAGUGGCCAGGAGUCGACACAAGAAGAAACCAGCCAAGAAGGAGUACCGGAAAGGUCAAUUGCAGCCGUGCACCAGCAGCGCUUCCGAAAAAUACAACACACUCAUUGGCUCGUGGCAGGUUCCAAGGAUGGCAAGAUUUCAUUAUGGGAUAUCUACUGA